GCGCGGCAGCUUCCGGCCGGCUGGGUGCAGAGGAGGCCGAGCGGCUCGGACGCGGUCGCGCGUGCGGUGGGGGCGUGUCGGCGAGAAGUCGCGGGGCCCGAGCUCGUGGAGCCGGCCCGUGCGAGCACGGUGAGCAGAGGCGAGCGACGGCGGAGGGCGACCCGAGCCGGCGAGGUGGGGCGCCAUCCCUUCCCUCCUCGGCUUCCGCUGGGCCUGGAGGCGGACACCCCGGCCUUCACCCCGUAGAGAGAGAGCGAGCCCUGCUCUGCCCGACUCCCCGGGAUUUCUUUCUCUUUCCGGGGUAGCCAUGGAUGCUUCGACUCCUGUGCCUCCCGCAUCCCCUUCUCCGAGAUGCAAGCCAGCCCCGCAGACAAUCCACAUUGAGUUCCCUCAUCAUAGCUCUUCGCUGCUGGAAGCCCUGAACCGCCACAGGCUGGAGGGAAAGUUCUGUGAUGUGUCCCUCCUGGUUCAGGGCAGGGAACUCAGGGCUCACAAAGCGGUGUUGGCUGCUGCCUCUCCUUACUUCCACGACAAGCUGCUCCUGGGGGAUGCGCCCCGACUGACUUUACCGAAUGUCAUCGAGGCAGAUGCCUUCGAGGGACUGCUUCAGCUCAUUUAUUCCGGGAGCCUCCACCUGCCGCUGGAUGCUCUCCCUGCCCAUCUCCUGGUAGCCAGUGGCCUUCAGAUGUGGCAAGUAGUAGACCGGUGCUCGGAGAUUCUCCGAGAACUAGAAACGUCCGGUGGGAUUUCAGCGGGCGGAGGAGCCUCCAGCCUCACACUUCUUUCCACGACAUCCUCAGGAGGCUGGUGCAUUCGGUCUUCCCCUUUCCAGAACCCAGUCCGGGCCUCUGCUUCUACAGAGAAUUCUGUUGGUCCUGAGCGCCCCGCCGGAGGGCAGGGGAGUGAACCAGAAGGAGUGUUACAGGUCCAGGUGAAAGUGGAGGAGGAAGAGGAGCAGGGGUCCGCAGCCCCGCUCUUUCAGACGCCUCAGCCUGAGAGAGUGUCGGGAGGGGUUUCCCAAGCUUGCGGAUCCCUCCCAUCGCCUACUUCUGCUCUUCCCAGCAAGCCUUCAGAGGAUGAGAACUCGGCACUGGAUCCUCCUACCCCUCCGGUACAAGCUUCCCAAGUCUUAUAUGUUAGUCAGGAAAACGGCGAGUGUAAGGAGGAGAUGUCAGGAGGCAAGACUCCGCCUGGAGGAGCAGAAGAAAAGACCAACGUACUGCCUGGAGGGGACUCUGAGGAGAAGGGGGAGCUGCGCUACUUGCUGUCCUCAGGAGGAGGAGAAACGUCUGGGGCAGGAGAUUCAUCCUGGAAACCAGUGGAUCUUCAUGGGAAUGAAAUCCUGUCAGGGGGUGGAGGGCCCGGAGGACCCGGGCAGGCUAUGCAUGGGCCUGUGAAGCUAGGAGGGACACCCCCUGCGGAUGGGAAGUGCUUUGCUUGCUUGUGUGGAAAACGCUUUGCCGUAAAGCCAAAACGAGACCGACACAUCAUGUUGACCUUCAGCCUUCGACCUUUUGGAUGUGGCAUCUGUAAUAAACGUUUCAAGUUGAAGCAUCAUCUGACAGAGCACAUGAAGACCCACGCUAGAGCUCUGCAUGCGUGUCCCCACUGUGGCCGUAGGUUCCGCGUCCAGGCCUUCUUCCUUCGCCACCGGGACUUAUGCAAGGGCCAGGGCUGGCCCACUUACCACUGGACUUACAAAUGACUACUAAUGCUCUGUCGUGGUUUCUAGGACAAGAAAGCCACUGCUGCUGAUGGACUCUUACCUUUCACCACCUCAGCCCUGGGUUGUGUAAUCAUUCCAAGAGAUUAUCUAUGUUGUUAUAAACCCUCACUCUUGGGUAUGGGUCUCACGAUGGUAGUCCAGGUUUAAACAGAGUGUAGAAAGUCAUGCUUACCCUAAAUGACCCUUUCUGUAUUGAUAGCCAGUGAAGCAACUGCUGACCUCAGAUUCAAUUAGUGAGAGAAGAGUUGGAGCAAAAUGAUCCAAUAACUCUUACCUCAUCUUCAUGGGGAGGUGAGGGAGCUGGUCUCCAGCUAGGCAUACAUUUGAAUUGCCAGACAAUGUCAGCAGUGUUCUGUUUCUGUGUUUUCUGACAUUUCUUUCCAGGUGUUUUUUAGGUUCUCACCAGUAGACACCUUUUCCCAAG
Mastomys coucha (southern multimammate mouse) is the source of this 2150-nucleotide messenger RNA. RefSeq names its product zinc finger and BTB domain containing 9 (gene Zbtb9). The transcript is spliced from 2 exons. The coding region runs from base 308 to 1705 and encodes 465 amino acids. Gene Ontology annotation, biological process: regulation of transcription by RNA polymerase II. Lineage: Eukaryota; Metazoa; Chordata; Mammalia; Rodentia; Muridae. Gene Ontology annotation, molecular function: RNA polymerase II cis-regulatory region sequence-specific DNA binding; protein binding; DNA-binding transcription factor activity, RNA polymerase II-specific. The record is from RefSeq and is a predicted model, not a curated record.